Molecule: messenger RNA, 459 nt
Organism: Danaus chrysippus (African queen)
Lineage: Eukaryota; Metazoa; Arthropoda; Insecta; Lepidoptera; Nymphalidae
Source: the annotation of a GenBank genome assembly
AUGGCUAUUGACUACGGUCUGGGAGGGUUGAUGGUGUGGAGUAUAGACACGGAUGACUUCAAAGGUUCCUGUGAUAAAGAAGCUGAUACCUACCUGGAUUACUUGGAGAGAUACGAAGCGAUUAAAGAUGACCCAGUACUGAUCAAGGCGUUGAAGAAUCUUAAGUUACCAGACGCAAAUCGUAUUGAAAACCUCAGUAGACGUACGUCUUACGUGGCUGCCAACAAUAGGCUUCAUCUGCGUCUGCCAGAGCCUGAGUAUUCCAACUACAUCAUGAUGAGAACAAUUAACGAUGCGACCACCCUCGCUUUAGAAGAGAAGAGAAUUUUUGACGAGAUGGACAGAGUCGCGAGGCAGAACGAGGUCACACCUGGAGAUGAUCCAGGUGCUUCCAGCAUGGUUUACAGCAGUGUGCUAUGUGUGGCCAUGAGUUUACUAGCUUUACAGGUCUUGGUGUAA